Molecule: messenger RNA, 2773 nt
Organism: Oreochromis aureus
Lineage: Eukaryota; Metazoa; Chordata; Actinopteri; Cichliformes; Cichlidae
Product: carbohydrate sulfotransferase 15-like
Exons: 8
Coding region: 457-2058 (533 amino acids)
Biological process (GO): hexose biosynthetic process
Molecular function (GO): N-acetylgalactosamine 4-sulfate 6-O-sulfotransferase activity
Source: RefSeq, a predicted model, not a curated record
GUGUUUCCUGCUACUUGCGUGCACCUCCCCUUUCUCUUCCACCUCCUCCUCUGUGAUACGCGCAGGAGAGCUCAGUUGGAUGGAGACUCCAGACUCCCGCGGUUCCUCGACGAAACCGAGCCGGCGUUUGUUAUUAAUGAAGACAUCGUUCAUACCUAGGAUCAACUGGCUGUGCUGUUCUUUCCCCCCCACCUGACGCUUAAUACAAAUACCCGUCAAGUCGCUUUGAUUACCUUAAGUGGUGGUCUCAGUGGCUCUUGAGCGGCUGCACAAGAGACUGGAAUAAAACCGACUGAACUCCAGCGAGGCCACAUUGAAGACACAUGUAGGAAAAAUGAAGACAAGUGAUGACCUGCAGCUUAAUUUCACUAAAUUCUUAUGGGUAAAACUAAGCUUUUUUUAGAGAGUAAUUUCCUUGCUUCUAUUUCUACAUGCCUGCUGUGAUUCUUGGUCAGUAUGUCACUAUCAGACUGCAAAAAUGGGAGCAACACUCCAAUUUUCCACAACCACCUUCACAGCUUGCACAUUGCUGAAAACUAUGCAAAACGGCCCGUCCGGACGUUUUUGGACUUCAGGGACACAAAUGUGGCUAAAAAUCUGGACAUCAAACAUGUUCCUAUGCUUUUUUUCAAGAACCUACAGCGCAUCUCGAAAAUCAAAGUGGUUAGCUUCCUCCUGGGCUUAACAUUGACAUUUUUCAUUAUGGCUUCUUAUGUCCUAAUGUGGGAUAAGAAAGGACCUUUGUUCACUCCGUCACUAUAUCAGCUCAGACCUGCAGCCAUCCCAACCAGCACAACAGCAACGAGAGCUUCUUCUAAAAAAUCCCCAAUAAAUGUGAAAGUGCUUGUAAAGCUCAUCAAACAGGAAUACACACCCAGGAAAGUGCCUGAUGAGAAGGAUGUCAUUGCAACAGACUCUCAACUUUUUUCAGUGAUUCCUCGCCAUUUCUUGCCUGGUAUCAAGAGCCCUUGCUGGUACGAGGAGUUUUCCAGUAAACCUGGCAAUGACCUAUACAGGAGGAACCUCUUCAAACUGCGCUCAAAGUCCUUCAAGACUGUGUGUGACCGUCUGAGGGCCAAUUUCCACCAGCAUUUAUACCACAAAGAUGGGAAGGACUUUCGUCUGCGGUGCCUGCCAUACUUCUACAUUAUUGGUCAACCAAAGUGUGGCACGACUGACUUGUUUCACAGAAUGCUACUUCAUCCAGAAGUCAAAUUCAACAUAAUGAAAGAGCCACACUGGUGGACCAGGAAACGGUUUGGUUAUAUCCGUUUCAAAGAUGGCUUCCAGGAAAGUUUUCCUGUGGAAGAUUACCUGGAUCUGUUUGACUUGGCAGCCCACAACAUCCAAGAAGGAAUCACUGGAAAUUCAUCUGGACACCACCGUGCACUCCAGCUCAUAACAGGUGAAGCCAGUGCAUCCACUAUGUGGGACAAUCAAGCCUGGAGCUAUCUCCAUGCAGACAAGGAGGAGACGGAGCCCCCCUUCCUGGCCCAGGACUUUAUCCAUGCAGUCCAACCCGAUGCCAAAAUUAUCAUAAUGCUCAGAGAUCCAGUAGAGAGGCUCUAUUCUGACUACUUGUAUUUUAAGACGGCCAACAAGUCUGCAGAGGACUUUCAUCAGAAGGUCAUAGAGUCUGUGCAGUUGUUUCAGUCCUGUGUCUCUGAAUGGUCACUACGUUCCUGCACCUACAACACCAGCCUCUUCAACAACAUGCCAGUGAGAUUAAAUCUGGGGAUGUACAUUGUCUUCUUACUGGACUGGCUGAGUGUUUUCAGUAAAGAACAAAUCCUAGUUCUUCGACUGGAGGACUAUGCAGCGAACCUCAAAGAGACAAUCCAAAAAGUUUUUGAUUUUCUGAGUGUAGGUCCUCUGUCACAGCAGGUGGAGGCAGCACUGACCAAACAGCCUAUGUCUAAUACUCGGCGGGAGGAAGACCGGAGUCUUGGUCCAAUGCUUCCGGCUACCAGAAACAUCCUCAGGAAAUUUCACCAGCCUUUCAACCGUAAACUGGCCAGUCUGCUGGACAACAAAGCCUUUCUCUGGAAUAACUCCUGAAGGAGCACAAGCACUGAUAAAAUGAGGAUAGAUGUGAAUGAACAAUCAGAGCAAACAGCUAAAAACAGGAAUGUUUGUUAUGAAGAAAUGAAUGUGUAUGAGGUCUAUAUCAGAUGUAUGGGUCUUGUUUGAGAUAUUUAUGUGCUUUUGGAAUAUUGUGAGCCUUCGAGAUAAGAUAAUAAUAAAAAUAAUUGAAUUUGUUUUUUGAUUUUGUAAAUUGUGGCUUUGAUGCACUGUUACAAUAAUAACCAAUACAUUAAUCUACACUGAAUUAAGCUUUCUCUUCUUUUAGGCCUCAAAAUGCUUUUAUUGAAUAUCAUAGGGUCAUGGUACUGCUAUUUUAUAUAAAGAAACAUACCUGUCCUAGUAUUGUGUUUUCUCUUUCAAAUAUUGUUUGCAAAGAUAAAUGGAAAAUAAUUUACCCCUGUAACAAUACAAUUUAUGAAUAAUCCUCAAAUGAAAUGGAUGUUUAUAAUUAUAAAGACUACUGUGUACUUUGACAGCACUGGUCUGUGCUGGUCAGAAGGUCCAGCAGGUCUGGAGAAAGUCAGGGUUGAUAUUUCAUUACUUGAAAGUGAAUCUCUUAAACCUUAAGCCGUGAUAAAAAUGCAAAUUCAAAUUAUAAUUACAAAUACAACACUUUGAAUCAACUUCGGAUAUUUCUGCUUCAUUUUUCAUGAAAUAAAAAGGGAAGAGGCCUCACCUGGCUAUUAAA